GCAAGCCCCGCCCCCCGUAACCCGGCAUUCUACUGAAUCAUGGCUGCCGUGAGGCUGAUGAACCCCUGCGCUGCUCCUUUCACCGGGGGGCUUCCCUCUGAAAUGGACUGGAUGGGGCGCGAAGUCACUACCGGGACGACGAUCAUGGCCGUGGAGUUUGACGGCGGGGUGGUGAUGGGCGCCGAUUCCAGAACCACCACCGGGGCAUACAUCGCUAACAGGGUGACGGAUAAACUGACCCCCAUCCACGACCGGAUAUUUUGCUGCCGCUCCGGCUCGGCCGCUGACACUCAGGCCAUCGCCGAUGCCGUCGCCUACCAGCUGGGCUUCCACAGCAUUGAGCUGGACGGACCUCCCUUGGUCCACACGGCCGCCAGCCUCUUCAAGGAGAUGUGUUACCGCUACCGCGAGGAGCUGACGGCCGGCAUCAUCGUGGCCGGAUGGGACAAGCAGAAGGGCGGACAGGUCUACACCGUGCCCAUGGGCGGGAUGAUGGUCCACCAGCCCUUCUCCAUCGGCGGAUCCGGUAGCUCGUACAUCUACGGCUUCGUGGACUCCGCGUACAAACCGGGGAUGACUAAGGAGGAGUGCCUGACCUUCACAGCCAACGCCCUUUCCCUGGCCAUGGAGAGAGACGGCUCCAGCGGGGGGGUGAUCCGCCUGGCCGCCAUCACGGAGGACGGCGUGGAGAGGAAGGUGAUCCUCGGGAACGAGCUGCCUCGCCUGCCGGUGUCGUGAAGAA
This is a messenger RNA of Spea bombifrons (plains spadefoot toad), 742 nucleotides long. RefSeq names its product proteasome 20S subunit beta 6 (gene PSMB6). The transcript has 6 exons. Bases 40 to 738 code for a protein of 232 amino acids. Gene Ontology annotation, cellular component: proteasome core complex. NCBI's taxonomy places the organism in Eukaryota, Metazoa, Chordata, Amphibia, Anura, Pelobatidae. The record is from RefSeq and is a predicted model, not a curated record. Gene Ontology annotation, molecular function: threonine-type endopeptidase activity.